This is a messenger RNA of Paramecium pentaurelia, 1178 nucleotides long. The record is from the annotation of a GenBank genome assembly. NCBI's taxonomy places the organism in Eukaryota, Ciliophora, Oligohymenophorea, Peniculida, Parameciidae.
AUGAGAGUAACAUAACCUGUGGGUAUUGUAUAAAUGACAAAUAUUGCAAUUAUUAAAUAUCGUACUAACAACAAUUAAAAAUUUGAAAUUGCUUGCUAUAAAAAUAAGGCUAUAAAUUGGAGAAAUGGAGUUGAGAAAGAUUUGAGGUCUAAUUUAAUAAAAUAUUUAGUGAAGUUCUUUAAGUCUAUGAAAUAUUCACUAAUGCUACAAAAGGAGAUGUUGCAUCAGGAAAAGAAUUAUUUAUUUGUUUUUAAACACAUGAUAAAGAUUAAAUUAUUAAAACAAUUUUAGAAAAGGGAGAUUUGUAAGUAGGAGAUAAAGAAAGAGAAGUUUAAUUAGAUCAUUCUUAUAGAGACAUAGUUAAAUUUAUAUAGGAAAAAUGUAUCCAUGCCACUUCAGGUAGACAACUUACAUAAUAAUCAAUUGAGUAUGCAAUCUCAAAAGUUUAAUAUGUGGUUAAAAGUGAUAAACCUGUUAAAUUUUAAGCAUUACAAUGCAUUAAAAAACUUAAAGAAUGUUUUUUCAUUAAAAGAGCUCCAAUGAAAGUAUCUAUCUCUUUUAUUGAUGAAUAAAUGGAAUUAGUGUAUUAGAUUUUAUAAGAAUUAGAAUUUAAAGAUAUUGUUCAAUAAAAAAAUAAAUUUAUUGUUAUUAUUGAUCCUUAAUUAUUUAGAACAUUAUCAACAAAAAUUAAUGAAAAAUAAUUAAAAAGUUAAUUAGAGGUCAUAGAAGCAGCAAUCAAAUAAUAAAUUGAUGGAAUUGAUAAUUUAACUUAAGUUGAAUUAGAAUAGAGAUUAGAAAAAUUAUAAAUUUCAGAUUCCUCUGAAUCAGAUGAUGAAUUAAAUUAGAAGUAAAAAUAGAAAGGACCUAAAAAAAAUAAAUAAUAAAAAAAAUUAUAAGUUUAAUAAUAAUAAUAAGUUAAAAAAUAAUUUUAAGAAGAUGAAUAGAAUCAAAUAAAAUAAAUUUAAUAAUAAUAAUAAAAAGAUAAUGCCAAAGAUGAUUUGAGUAAAUAAUUUAAAUGUACUUAAUGUUUAAUAUCAUUUGACACAAAUCAAGAAUUUAGAUAACAUUAUAAAACAGAUUGGCAUCUUCACAAUACAAAAUUAAAAUAAAGUGGAAAGUUAUGUUUAUCAUAUGAAGAAUUCUUGGAUUAUUAAAUCUAAUAAGAAAUGACCAAGUGA